Messenger RNA from Paramecium tetraurelia, 561 nucleotides. RefSeq lists its product as uncharacterized. The record is from RefSeq and is a predicted model, not a curated record. Gene Ontology annotation, molecular function: mRNA binding; translation initiation factor activity; translation initiation factor binding. Gene Ontology annotation, cellular component: eukaryotic translation initiation factor 2 complex. The transcript is spliced from 3 exons. Gene Ontology annotation, biological process: formation of translation preinitiation complex; translational initiation; formation of cytoplasmic translation initiation complex. NCBI's taxonomy places the organism in Eukaryota, Ciliophora, Oligohymenophorea, Peniculida, Parameciidae.
AUGGAUAACAAUAAUUGUUUCUCCUUAAUAAAUAAUUCAAGAUAAACAAGUAUAAACUUACUAUAUCAAGUUGAAUAAAAUGUAACAUUGAUAAAAAAUAUCGAAAUACAAGAAUAGAAAAAUAAGGAAUUAUAUCUCAAAUCAUUAGAAAGAAUAUUCUCAUUACUGUAGAAAAAUUAGUGCUCUUGCCCCAAAUUAUAACUUGAAAAACCUUUAGUUACAAUAGAGGGAUAUAGAAGCAUUUGGUAAAAUUACUCAAAAAUUUGUGAAUAAAUAAAAAUCAACUCUUAAGUUGUAGAUUAUUAUUUUUCUGCCUCGUUUUGUCAUUACGUGUUAAUAAGAAAUUAAUAAUUGAUCAUUCGUGGACAAAGAGUAAAAACUACACACAUUUUAUAAUUGCUAUAGCAAUUUUUAAAAUAAUUGAUUUGUUAUUAAUGCAAAAGGGCAGAUACAAAUUUAGUGAAAGAUCGAAAAACAAAAUUGAUUUUUAAGGAAUGUAAUGUAUGCAAAGCUACAUGUACUGUUGAAGGAUCAAAAUUUAAAUACUUUAGAUUUCCUUGA